Myripristis murdjan (pinecone soldierfish) is the source of this 4647-nucleotide messenger RNA. RefSeq names its product PAS domain containing serine/threonine kinase (gene pask). The record is from RefSeq and is a predicted model, not a curated record. Gene Ontology annotation, biological process: negative regulation of glycogen biosynthetic process; intracellular signal transduction; protein phosphorylation. Bases 139 to 4065 code for a protein of 1308 amino acids. NCBI's taxonomy places the organism in Eukaryota, Metazoa, Chordata, Actinopteri, Holocentriformes, Holocentridae. Gene Ontology annotation, molecular function: protein serine/threonine kinase activity; ATP binding. Gene Ontology annotation, cellular component: cytosol; nucleus; cytoplasm. The transcript is spliced from 22 exons.
AGUGGACCCGCGCCUGAAACCCGCGGUUUACAAAAGUGGCCGCCUGACGCAGCAGAAUAGGCUUUGUUUAUCGAGUGUAAACGUGGAGGAAUGGUGUCGCCGUUUUGCUAAGGCUACGCUGGAUAACCAAUAGCAGCAAUGUCCGUGUGGGCUGAGGCUCGUUUCGGAGUGAACCAAAACAUCAGAGAUAAAGGAGACACUAUUUGUGUGGUUCCCGACUUGUCCUUUGAUCGCCUGGACGAUGAUUUUGACCUGAAUAAAUCCUACCCAUGUUCUCGACGACCAUUCCACAAGAGGGGCCUUCUGGCACUGCAGCGUCGUUGUUAUCCUGGGUCAAUGACAGGUGAAUGUUUGGACAUUUGCAGUUCUGUAGCAACAAGAAACCUCCAAAUCUCCAACCUGCAUUCUGGCUCCCACAUUUCAGCUGCAUGUCUACCACUCCCAGCCUCUGUGUCAGAGACAGAGGAGAGCGUGUUAAGCCAGCUAAUGUCUGGAGAUUUUGGGCUCUCUGGAUCCCCAUCUGUGUUCAACCCAAAUAAAGUCAUCCUUAGUGUGGACCUUAAAACCAGAGAGAUCCUGUCUGCCAACGAGCAGGCCUGCAAACUGUUUGAAUGUUCCACUAAUGAGCUGAUUGGGGAAAAGCUGUCCUUUGUUUUGAAGAAAACCAGCCAGGUCCUGGAAGGAGCACUGACAGAAGAGUAUCUACAAGAAGAUGGAACAGUUGCAACUGUGUCUGGAAAAGUGGUGGAUGCUGUAACUGUAUCUGGAGAGGUGCCUGUGUCAGUAUGUACCCACAGACAGCUACAUAAUGGCACAGAGCAUUGGCUUGUCAUGUUGGAGCAUGUGGAGAGAGUAUCAGCCUUUGUGUCAUUUUCACAAGAUGGCAGUAUCCUCACUUGUGACUUGGCAUUUGCCCAUCUGCAUGGAUACCACCAGCCCGAGGAGUUGAAAGGGCUGUCUGUUAAGGAGCUAAUCCCCUCUUUACAAAUUCCCCUUCACAGCCAUGCAUUGCCUAAAAUGCUGAGGGUUCAGAAAGUGUGUGGUAAAAGUAGAGGGGGAACAUUAGUCCCACUGUGUAUCAAACUACAGGGAGCAGUGGAAUGCAGUAGACCCCAGCAGCAAAACAAUGGGAGUAGUUGCACAUAUCCAACAGAGACUCUUGAAGGAUCAGAUGCAGAGGACAAGCAGCCACACUCUCCUCCUACCUCCACAGUGUGCAGAGAAGCAGCAGCAGCAGCUUUGCAGCCAAAGCACUGUGAGCAGUCUCAUGGAAAAGAGCUGUCCUCUGAAGUUAAAGAAGACAACAUCAUCCUGUCCCCCAGCUCUGCGCUAGUGUACUCUGGGACAGUUUGGGUGUUUGCUCCUCUGAGUAGCCUCCUCCUCCUCCACACUGAUGGCUCAAUCCGCAGCAUCCACAACCACCUGGCUCUCCGUCUGUUUGGCUACAGCAAGGACGAGCUGUUGGGAAAGAGCGUCACGUUCUUGAUGCCCGGUUUCUAUGGAUGGAUGUGCAGCUUGGACAGGAGUGUCAGCCCCUUCUCUGAUCCUCAAGAGGAGGUCAUUAAUAUGGUCUCAUCCAAACCCUCAUCUGGUAAUUUCAAGGCCUGUAGAUACUCCAGUGGAUCAAACCCCACUACUGGAAGUUUGGUCAGCCAAACUCGUCACACUCUUUCAGAGAGCGACAAACUUCAGGAUAAAGACCCGUCCUCGCUGGUGGCCGGGGACAUGGCCAUGGUGCAUCAGGCUGUCCUGGGUAGAGGCUCCACAGGGAGAGGCAGGAUUUUCACCGGAACAAGUGCCAGGCUAGACAAACAGGGCAGUGCUCCUUCCACCCUGUCCCCUCCUGCUGUCACCUCCACACCUAUGGUUACGGCUAAUGACACUACGGAGCUGAUGGAGGCAGCGGCCCAGGUUGCUCCCUGCUGUAGCCAGUUAGACAGUGCCGACACCACCCAGGCACUCCUCCAGACUUUUCUCUUGGUGGAACCUCCAGACGAGGACACCUGCUGCCCGGCCCCAACCAGACCUUCACACCACAACCCAGAAUGUCAGCUUGGUAGUGCAGUUCAGAGAGAGAGUCUCUCACUCAUCAACAGUAUCCCAGAUACUCCCACUCAGGAUGAACAUCCCAUACCAAGACUGGGUGACAACUCCCCUAAUCUUGGCAAAGACCAACACUCACAUCACUCUGUUCUGCAGGACUCGAGCUUUGAGGUGAUCUCCAUGGAAAGCAGGUCUUCCUCUGGCUUCUGUGAGAAGUUUGCUGGUCAUGGUGGUUCUGGUCCUGGCCAGGCAGAGGAGUCCCACAAAAUAACCCAAAUCAUGGACUCAGCCAGCUGCUUCCUCGAUCUCAACACCAACGGCGACCUGGUGACACGGGCCUUGGCUGACCUAGACCUGAGCGGUAGUGUAGAACUACCCAACGGCAGAGAUUAUACUGACGAUAACCACCACUCCCUGACAUCCUGCGAUACAGCCGAGCUCCUGCGCACCCCCUCCCCAUAUGUUGUAGAGCCUGACCAUGAAGCAGAGCCUGCUGGGAAUGCGAAUGCUGCUGUAGACACCAAGAACAGUGUGUUGAAGGAGGAAGAGCAAAGGGCGCAGGAGCAGAUGGAGCAGAAUCAGUGGGCAGUUCUGUCAUCAAUUGACACUGGUCAGGUUGCCUGUAUGCAGAUGAAUGGAGGUAUGCGGCUACAAACAGACAUUCCUGCCACAUCUACCCCUAAGAAACAGAAGGAGAAUGAACUCACCCUGUCCUCAGACACUAAGGAAAUUCUGGAGGGGCGAUUUGAAGGAAGUGCGUACCACAGAGAUGGCACCAGAAUAGAUGUGCAGUGUGAUGUGUGCAGGGCUGACCUCCCUGAUGGCAGCUCUGUGUUCUGUGUGUGGAUAAGCAGACCUAGCCAGCAGGGGGAGCUGUUGCAAACUGAUAGCCAGUCGCUGCAUGAUGCGUCAGGGGCCAGCUUAGGAGAGAGGAUUUCCGAGGCCAGUCAUGGCGAGGCUCUGCGUUCCACCAUGGAUCUAGAGCGGUCUCGAGCCUGUGACGGACAGUUUGAAGAAGAUUACCAGCCACUUAAAGCUAUGGGUAAAGGAGCGUUUGGCUUUGUCUGGAAGGCAUUACGGCGAUGUGAUGGACAAGAGGUGAUAGUUAAGUUCAUCAAGAAAGGCAUGAUUGUGAGUGACUGCUGGGUGGAUGACCCCAUGCUGGGCCGAGUCAGCCAGGAGAUUGCCUUACUGACGCGGGUACAGCACCAUAAUAUCGUCAAGGUUCUGGAGGUGUUUGAGAAUGGGAGUUACUUCCAGAUGGUGAUGGAGAAACAUGGAGACGGUCUGGACCUGUUUGAGUUCAUAGACAAGCAGCCACGGUUGGAUGAGCCCCUGGCCAGCUACAUCUUCAGACAGCUGGUGGCAGCUGUGUUUUACCUGAGGGCGAAGAACAUCCUCCACAGGGACAUCAAAGACGAGAACAUCAUCAUCGACAAGUGUUUCCACAUCCGACUGAUAGACUUUGGCUCUGCUGCCCUGCUGGCUCCAGGGAAGCUCUUCUACAAUUUCUGUGGCACACUGGAGUACUGCUCCCCUGAGGUGCUCCAGGGAAAUCCAUAUGAAGGUCCAGAGCUGGAGAUGUGGUCUCUGGGUGUGUUACUGUACACACUGCUGUUCAGUGAGAAUCCUUUCUGUGGUGUGGGAGAGAUCCUAGAGGCCAAAUUCAAACCCCCCUUCCCUGUCUCCCAAGAGCUUCAUGGUGUGUUAUGUGGGCUGCUGCACCCUGAUCCUGACCAGAGGAUGACUCUGGACCAGCUGCUGCUGCAGUCCUGGAUCAGCCAGCCCAUCUUCCUGGCAGAGUACAGCUGGAGCGAGGUGUUCCCCGAGAGUGACAACCAUGGCUCGCCACAGCGCCAGGAAUCCAGUCCCGUAGCAUACAUCGGACAGGGCUUGUUCCCCGAUGUGGGUGAUGAGACUCUUCCUGAUGAUGAUGACGAAGAGGAGGAGGAAGAUGAGGAUGAGAGGAGCUCGAUGGUGGCCUUGGAAUCUGAACUCCAGAAAUACCUCUGCGAUGACUGAAAACUAUAAUCUCUUUGCUUGUCGCUGUGUGGAACCCAACCGUCCGUCCGUCAUUUAAACUGCAGAGGUGGAAGGAGCCUUAGAGAGGAGAUGUGGUGUAAAAAUCAAGGAAGACAAGCCUCUGCCGGUCUGAGGCAAAACAAAGCUUUAAUCUGACUCUUUAGACAGAGAAGAUCAGAGACAUGGAUCUUUUACCUUUAUAUUGGAUUUGCUACUAAAUAUAAUUAUCACACUAUUGGCUGGGAAAGAUGUCUGUGUUAAUUGAUUGCUAAGCGCACCACAGGAAGGCAUAAGCAUCACAUUAUACCAGCAUUUUUUUUUUUUUAUUGAGUUCAUUAGUUUUAUUUAAUUUUUGAAGUGGGGAAAAUUUUAAAGCAAAAUGUUAGCUUUGCUGCUUGAGUUGUUAAGCUCAGAGAAGCAGAGUUGAAGGGAAGCCUUUUCUUUCUCCAGCUUUCAUUUAGGAAGUGUAUGUCUUUAUAUUCAUGUUUUUAAACCUCAAGGUUUUUCAUUCAAAAUUGUAAGUAUAUUUACAAUAUUUUAUCUAUUUAUUGUGUUGCACAUGAAUAAAUAUUUUGGCACAAA